GAAAGCGGAAAUAGGAGGAGCGUAAUUAAAACUAGUCUUUCUUUUUACAAUUCACAUUUUUCACUCGAACUGUCUACGUUUCACAUUAAGUUUCUCCAUCAAACUAAAACGAUAUAUGGAUAAAAUGAUUCAAUAUUUAAUUAAUUAACUCUUCCUGGCUAUUCAAAUUUUGUUUGCUUUCUCAUGACAUUUUGAUAUAUCUAUGACAAACCAGUUAGCUUGAGAAAAUGUCUGAUACUGCAACGGCAUUCCUGCAUAUAGGAGACAUUGUCUCUCUUUAUGCAGAAGGGAGCUCCAGCAAUGGAUUUAUGUCAACUCUCGGAUUAGUAGAUGAUCGAUGUGUAGUACAACCAAGUAGCGGUGACUUGAAUAAUCCACCAAAAAAAUUUAGAGAUUGCCUUUUUAAAAUAUGUCCUAUGAACCGUUAUUCGGCCCAAAAACAAUUUUGGAAGGCCACGAAACAACAUGCUCCCCAUACAGACGGAACAUUAUUGAAGAAACUACAGCAUGCUGCCGAUUUGGAGAAGAAACAGAAUGAAAAUGAAAACACGAAGCUAUUGGGUGAUAUUGUCCAGUAUGGGGGUGUUAUUCAGCUUCUUCACGUUAAAUCAAAUAAAUAUCUUACGGUCAACAAAAGGCUUCCGGCACUUAAGGAAAAGAAUGCAAUGAGGGUAAUGCUUGAUGCUUCUGGAAAUGAGGGAUCUUGGUUCUAUAUUGUUCCAUUCUAUAAAUUACGUAGUCCAGGCGAUAGCGUUGUUGUUGGAGAUAAAGUCAUCUUAAAUCCUGUAAAUGCUGGGCAACCUUUACACGCUAGUAAAGCGGAACUAGACGAUAACCCAGGUUGUCGCGAAGUAAAUUCAGUACAAUGCAACACAAGCUGGAAAAUUACCCUCUUUAUGAAUCAUAAGGAAAACAACGACGACUAUUUAAAAGGGGGUGACGUUGUUAGGUUAUUUCACGCCGAACAAGAAAAAUUCCUCACUGGGGACGAAUACAAGAAAAAGCAAUAUGUAUUUCUUAGGACUACAGGGCGUACUUCAGCUACAGCAGCUACGUCCUCAAAAGCUCUCUGGGAGGUAGAAGUUGUUCAAUUAGAUCCUUGUAGAGGAGGUGCCGGACAAUGGAAGUCGUUGUUCAGGUUUAAGCAUUUGGCAACUGGUCAAUAUUUGGCAGCGGAGGUGGAUAACGACGAAACACCAGAUAUUAUGCGUUCAAAGCUAAAGGCUGGUUUCCAAGUACUUCAUCUAGUAUGCGUUCCCCACGGUAAUGAUCCAGCUUCUGUCUUCGAAUUAGAUCCUACAACAAUGACAAAGCAAGAAAACUUUGUACCAAGACAAUGUCACGUUCGUUUACGGCACUACGAAACGGAGCUAUGGGUCCACAGCACUAAUUUGCAAUUGCAUUAUCAUUUCGAUAUAAAUCAGGACGGCGACAGAGCAUGUUAUAAGCUUGGAUGUGCUAGAACGAAAGAAGACAAGGAAGCUUUUGCAAUUGUUCCCGUUUCCCCUCAAGAAGUAAGGGAUUUAGAUUUUGCAAAUGACGCUUCGAAAGUUUUGCAAGCAGCUGCUAAUGAGUUGGAUAGGGGGAAUUUAAAUCAAACUCAACGUCGUUUAAUUGAACAAUUGCUGAGAGAAAUAAUAUGCUUUGUGGCCCUAUUGGAUACACAAUCAACGGUUGAUCCAUUAGAAGUUGUGAUCAUUAAACCUGACAGGGAACGCCCAAAGCUAUUGAGAGAACAAAAUGUUUUGAAGCAACUUUUUAGGAUUCUUCAAGCUCCAUUUCAGGGUGAUAAUCCACAAUUUCGUUUAGAAGAUUUAAAAGGAAAUAAACACGCUGGCUAUAAAUAUAUAUGUAAAUUAUGCUAUCGAAUACUUAAACUAUCACAACAAAGUUAUCGAAAAAAUCAGGAAUAUAUCGCAAAACAUUUCGCCUUUAUGCAAAAGCAGAUUGGUUAUGACAUCUUAGCAGAAGAUACAAUAACCGCCUUGUUACAUAACAACAGAAAAUUACUAGAAAAACAUAUAAAUGAAUCAGAAAUAGAAACUUUUGUAAGCUUAGUUAGGGAAAAUGGAGAAUCUAGAUUUCUUGAUUACCUAUCGGAUUUGUGCGUCUCCAACAAUGUAGCCAUUGCUCGUACACAAGAAUUAAUUUGCAACUGUGCUAGAGAAAAAACCGAAAUUUUGCAAACUGAAUAUGAGAAUGGUGUUGAAAAAAGAGUAUUUGAGUCAGAAGGAAAAAUUGAACAAAUUUAUAUAAAGAUUACGAAUAGGGAAGAUCCCACUGGACCGAGAACAAAUCUAUUGCUACAUGAAGUUGCUGAUGUUGUGAAAGGUGGCAUUUUAAGAUAUCCGAAUACAUUCGAAAAGCAAAAGAAGCUAUUAGAUUAUUAUCAGCAUCAGCUAGACUUGUUCGCCAAUAUGUGUAUGGAUCGUCAGUACCUGGCUAUAAAUAAUAUUCAAUUUAAAAUCGAAUUAAUGCUAAGAUGUAUUGCUGAUGAAGAGUUCCCGGAUGACUUACGAGCUUCGUUUUGCCGUCUAUUCAUUCAUAUGCACGUUGACAGAGAUCCACAAGAGACUGUUACCCCAGUUAAAUAUGCACGUCUUUGGGAUGAUAUUCCGACAACUAUAUCAAUUGACAAUUAUGAAAAAGGUAAAGCUAAAGAGAAAUGUGAAGAACGAAAGAAAUUUCAAAAAACAAUUAAAUUCGUUGAGGAAUAUUUGACAAACGUUGCUGUGUCUGCAAAAUCUUUAUCAAGUAUGGACAGUGGCAAUAAUUCUUUAACUUUAGAAGUUGUAAAAUUAGCUAGACAUCUUAUAUAUUUUGGAUUCUACUCUUUUAAUGAAUUAUUAAAUUUAACAAAAACACUUCUUUCAAUUUUGGAUUGCGUAACUAAUAGUACUGCUCCUACUGCUCAAGUUGAUGUUAAUUCCUUAGCUAUGAUGAAACCUGGUUUACAUAAUAUAGCUAGUGUACUAGCUCAAGCGCAAAAAACGGUUCAGAAAUCUGACGAAGAAGACGUUAUUGUAAUGAAUACUAAACUGAAAAUAAUAGAGAUCCUACAGUUUAUAUUGAAUGUUCGAUUGGACUUUCGAAUUUCCUGUAUUCUAUCGGUCUUCAAACGAGAUCACCGAGCCGGAAACGGUUUGGAUUUGGAGAGUAUAGCCGCACAAGCCGAAGAUAUAUUUGGCGGAAGUGACUACAGUGCGGAAUUGGAUCUUGAUCGACAAGGGGGUAGAAUGUUUUUGAGGGUUCUACUCAAUUUGGUUAUGCACAAUUACCCACCGUUAGUCUCUGGGGCUCUACAGUUGCUCUUUAGACAUUUUUCUCAAAGGCAAGAAGUUCUUUUAGCGUUCGAACAAGUUCAAUUAUUAGUUCAGGCCGACGACGUCGAGAAUUAUAAAGUUAUAAAAUCAAAUCUUGAUCAACUAAGAAUUUUGGUUGAGAAAUCUGAAUUAUGGGUAUAUAAAUCCAGCAAAAAGAAAAAGAAAUCUGAUAGUUCGAAGGAUGAGAAGAAAAAGGAGAAGAAGAGACCGUUAGAUAUAAUUACACCUACUUUGGGGAUGUCUCAUAUCGAUUUGAAUCAUGGUCCAAAAAUUGAUUCUACAGCUGCCGAAAAUUAUAAGUCAAUUCAGGAGAUAUUAAAGACAUUUAUAGCCUUAUGUUAUAAUGAUGCAACAGCAGCCCCUAAAGUAUACGAACAGCGUUUGCUAAGGAAUAUGAACGCUCAUGAAGUUGUUUUGGAACUUUUGCAAAUACCGUACGAAAAAAGCGAAGAUCAUAGAAUGAUUGAAAUUAUGCAAAAGGCGCAUGAAUUUUUACAAAAAUUCUGCCUGAGCAAUGCCCCAAAUCAACAGCUAUUAUUUGGAAGUUUAGAGUUAUUUUUAACGCCAGGUUUAUUGGAAGCUCAAACAGCUAAAGCAAUAUUUAAAGAUAAUCCAACUCUAUGUAACGAAGUAUCGGAGAAGGUUGUUAAUCAUUUUGUCCAUUGUAUUGAAACGAAUGGAACUUACGUUGAAUAUCUACAUUUUUUACAAACAAUUGUCAAAUGUGACAAACAAUAUAUAAGGAAAGCGCAGACGGCAGUAAUGGCAGAGCGCAACGCUGAAGUGAUAUAUAAUCGAAAAGCUCAAGAUCUAGUUAUGGCUUCCCUGAUUAAUGUUGGGGAAGAUGUAUUAGUUUUCUAUAAUGAACAAAAUUUUGGCAAGUUGGUCACGCUGAUGGAAGAACAAAAGAAUAAACUACUCGAUCAUAGAUCACCAUUAAAUUAUCAUAUUAACUUGGUGAAAUUGCUGUCUUGCUGUACAGAGGGGAAGAAUGUUUAUACCGAAAUCAAAUGUCAAUCUCUUCUUCCUCUAGAGGAUAUCGUCAGAGUUGUAUGUCACGAUACUUGCCUGGUUGCCGUUAAAGAAGCCUAUAUUAACUUUCUAAAUCAUUGUUAUGUUGACACCGAAAUGGAAGCAAAAGAUAUAUACAGUUCAAACUAUAUGUGGCAAUUGUUUGAGAAUUUCAUUGAAGAUAUGAAUAAAGUUUUGAAGAUUGCUGCAAUGGAUUCGUCAAAAAAAACCCCGGAAGAUAUAGAGAUGGAAAAUUAUGUUACAUUCACAGUAACAAGCGUCAUAACGACGUUCUUUUCGUCGAAAUUCGCUGAGCAAGUUCAAACAAGACAGGGAAUAUUUGCGCAUUUAUUAGAGACGGCUUUUGACAUAUUACAAUUACAUUUAGGAUCUUUGGAACAAUCGCAACUAAGUGAAACAAAGAAAUGUGUUGAAUUGUUGUAUCAAGUAGGCAAAGAUAGACAUAUAGCAGUAAAUCCUGACCUUCAAGCUCGUAUUGAAAAAACCUUAAAAAAACCAACUAAAGCUAUCAAAUUAGCAGCAGAUAAAUUUGCAAGAAAGAUAAAAAGCAAAAUGGAACAAAAUUUAAAACUAUCUCAGAGUAAUCGAUCAAUUCUGGAAGGUUUACAAGAUAUUGUUAGUCUACUAAGUGAUCAACUGAAACCUCUUGUGCAAGCCGAACUUUCAGUCCUAGUAGAUGUUUUACAUCAUCCAGAACUACUGUUUCCCGCUGGUACUGAUAGCAGAAAGAAGUGCGAAAGUGGUGGUUUCAUAUCCAGAUUAAUUAAACACACGGAACAAUUGUUGGAUGAAAAAGAAGAGAAACUAUGUAUAAAAGUUCUGCAAACUUUAAAAGAUAUGAUGACAGUUGAUAUAGACUACGGAGAAAAGAUUGAUUUGUGGAACAAAAUUGGUUGGGAAUCUGGUAUGCAAUUCUCGGAAUUAGGGAGACAAAGAGGUGAAGCUCUUAGACAGUCUCUCCUUACACGCUAUUAUGAAGGAUUUGGACAGUCGCGUAGAAGGAGUAGUAUAUCUUUUACUGCAGACAGAAUUAAGCCAAAUGUCAUUUCUAGGGCAGAAAUGACUCUUCACCAUGUCCAGUGCCAUUUAGAUCGGGAAGGAGCUACUGAUCUUGUUGUUGAUUUAAUUAUAAGUGACCAUUCCCACCGAAUCUUCUUAGAAACAAUUGAACUUGGAAUAGCCUUAUUGGAAGGUGGUAAUAGAGAUAUUCAAAAAUCCUUAUUGAAGAGAUUACAAAAUGAUAAGAAUUCGGAAAAGUUUUUCAAGGUUUUCUUUGAUAGAAUGCAAUUGGCUCAACAAGAAAUUAAAUCCACUUCUAAUGUUGGAACAUCCGAUGGCCUUGGCGAACAAAAGGAUGAAGAAAAGGAUGUCACACAACAAAUACACCAGUACAAACAGACGAAUGGGAGUAUAAUGAGCCAUAAUAUGAAAGAGGAAAUGAAUGAAGCUGCCGUUAGCACUAGUAAAGCUAUUCUUACAGUUAGAAAGCAGAGGCUAGAUACCCUAGCUACCGGCAGUCCGGAUGAACUUCAAACGGACGAUGGUUUGGAUAAAGACAAACACAGGGAUGAAAAAAAAAUGUCUGCAGAUAUUCUAGUAAUGCAACCAAUACUAAGAUUUCUGCAGUUGUGUUGUGAAAAUCAUAACUUAGAGCUUCAAAAUUUCUUAAGAAUUCAAAAUAACAAAAAUAAUUAUAACUUAGUUUGUGAAUCUUUACAAUUUCUUGAUUGUAUUUGUGGAUCUACCACUGGAGGAUUAGGCCUUUUAGGUUUAUAUAUUAAUGAGGAAAAUGUUGACUUGAUUAAUCAAACAUUAGAAACCUUAACGGAAUAUUGUCAAGGACCAUGUCAUGAAAACCAAGAUGCUAUUGCUAGACACGAAUCAAAUGGUAUUGAUAUCAUAAUUGCCUUAAUAUUAAAUGAUAUAAAUCCUCUUGGUAAAAAGAGAAUUGAUUUGGUAUUGAAGUUGAAGAACAACGCGUCCAAAUUGUUACUUGCCAUAAUGGAGAGUCGUUACGAAGGGGAAAACGCUGAAAGAAUACUAUAUAACAUGAGCCCUAAACAAUUAGUUGACGUUGCCGUGAAAGCCUAUAAUCAAUACGAACAGUUGGAAGAAGAAGAUUGUUUAGAAGACGACGACGAUGAUGAUCAAAUUAAUCCUAGAGAUGUUGGUCAUAAUAUUUAUAUUUUGGCUCAUCAAUUAGCCCAUCAUAAUAAAGAGUUGGCAGCUCUCUUAAAGAAUCCUGAUCCUCCAAAUCCGGCUCUAACCUAUUACGCAAAGCACACCGGGCAAAUUGAAAUUGUAAGGCACGAUAGAACUCUGGAACAGAUUGUCUUCCCCAUACCUGAAAUUUGCGAAUACCUUACAGCAGAAACAAAAGUAAAACUUUAUCAAACAGCCGAAAGGGAUGAUCAAGGUAGUAAGGUAACUGACUUUUUUGAGAGACAUACAACUUUGUUUGAUGAAAUGAAAUGGCAAAAGAAAUUACGUUCAAAUCCAGUAUUAUUUUGGGUAUCUUCCCAUAUGAGACUUUGGAGUGGAAUAAGUUUCAACUUGGCCAUACUCUGCAACUUAAUUGUAGCCCUGUUUUAUCCCUUCUCUUCUGGACCAGGAACUUUAGAUAGAAGAUUAUCGGGUCUGAUAUGGAUGGCUAUGAUUGUGUCAUUGGUUGUCGUUAUAAGUACAUCAAAAACUAUUGGUUAUCGGACAUUGGUUGCUUCUGUAAUAUUACGGCUUAUAUUUUCGAUUGGUCUUUCGACAACUUUAUUAAUAAUUGGUUCCUUACACGUUCUGAAUAGUACUAUAUUUAUGAUUGCUCUGAUGGGUAAUAGUGGAACAUUUACGAAAAGUUUCAGAGAAAUAUUAACCGACUUCGAGUUUGUCUACCAUAUCGGCUAUAUAAGCAUUUCACUUAGUGGAACUUUCUUUCAUCCUUUCUUCUUUUCACUCCUCUUGCUAGAUGUUGUAUAUCGUGAAGAGACGCUAGUAAAUGUCAUAAGGAGUGUUACAAAAAAUGGUCGCUCUAUCCUCUUGACAGCAGUACUUGCUGUUAUUCUGAUAUAUUUGUUCUCGAUAAUCGGCUUUAUAUUCUUCCAAGAUGAUUUCCUUAUGGAGGUUGCUCCCCUGGAGCCGAUCGUAAACACUGACUUGGUUAAAAAUGCUGCUAAAAUGGCGACGAACCUCGGGCAAACUGAAAGUUGCUCGUCUGAGAAAGAGUGUAAUAUGACAUCGACAGAAGCAAGCUUAUACGGAGUCGAAGAUGAUAGCGAAGUUCGAGAAAGGCAUUGCGAUUCGUUGAUUAUGUGUAUUGUAACCACUCUAAACGAAGGUUUACGUAACGGGGGCGGCAUUGGUGACAUUUUAAGAAAACCUAGUCAAAAGGAAUCCCUCUUCAUAUUCCGAGUUAUCUACGAUCUUCUCUUCUAUUUUAUAUUAAUCAUCAUCGUUCUCAACCUUAUCUUUGGAGUGAUCAUCGAUACGUUUGCCGAUUUGAGAACAGAGAAGCAGAAUAAAGAAGAAAUUCUUAAGAAUACUUGUUUUAUUUGUGGUUUGGAUCGUUCAUCAUUCGAUAAUAAGUCGAUUUCUUUCGAGGAACAUUGUAAAUCGGAACAUAACAUGUGGCACUAUUUGUACUUCAUUGUUUUGAUUAAAGUAAAAGAUCCAACCGAGUAUACUGGACCAGAGAGUUUUGUGCACUCUAUGAUAGCCGAAAAGAAUCUAGAUUGGUUUCCACGCAUGCGUGCCAUGUCAUUAGCGGCAGAUGAAGGUGAAUCAGAGCAAAAUGAGUUGAGAAAUUUACAAACAGCAUUGGACGACACUAAAGAUUUAGUAAAACAGCUUUGCUCUCAACUGAACGAACUGAAAGAUCAGAUGAUGGAACAAAGAAAGCAGAAGCAGAGGUUUAAUCUUAUGCAGCCAUCAAUGAAUCCUCUUUUGCCUACCCCAAACACUUUAGAUAACGCGCAAUAA
Molecule: messenger RNA, 8324 nt
Organism: Dimorphilus gyrociliatus
Lineage: Eukaryota; Metazoa; Annelida; Polychaeta; Dinophilidae
Source: the annotation of a GenBank genome assembly